AUGUUGAGGAGGGGUUUGAAAGCAGAUUCAGUUACAUUGUGUACUUUGGUUAAAGGUAUAUGUAAGGAGGGGAAGGUUUUGAGUGCAGUUCAGUUUCUUGAUAAAAUGACUGAAGAGAAAGUUGAAGUAAAGGUGCCCUCAUAUAGCAUGAUCAUUGAUUCUCUUUGCAAAGAUGGGUUGAUGAAUGAGGCACUUGAUUUUUUCUCCGACAUGAUUCAUGAAGGUGUUACCCCAGAUGUCAUUGUUUACAGUUGUUUAAUUGAUGGUUUGUGUAGUUCAGGCCGGUUGAAAGAAGAUGUGAGACUUUUUGAUGAAAUGGUUGGCCGAGGGAUUUAUGCCGAUGUUGUAACAUAUAGUUCUUUGAUUCAUGGUUUUUGUCAGCUGGAUUUGUGGAAGGAAGUUACAAGAAUUUUUGAUAAAAUGGUUGGACAAGGGAUUUCACCAGAUGUUGUAACAUUUACGAUAUUAAUAGAUUGUCUCUGUAAAAGGGGAAUGGUGGGAGAAGCUAGGAUGGUGUUUGACCUGAUGAUUCUGCUAGGCAAGAAGCCUAAUGAAUUUACGUAUAAUUCGCUGAUUUAUGGAUUAUGUUUGACAGGUCGGGCAAUUGAUGGAGCUAUGCGCCUUUUUCAGGAAAUGCAUGAGAAGGGGCUGAAGCCCACCACUGUAAUUUACAGCACACUAAUAGGAGCACUCUGCCAGGCAGAAAGAGUUAAAACCGCAAAGGGACUAUUCAAUGAGAUGCAAACUUGUGGGUUAUCUCCAGAUUUGUGUUCUUAUUCUAUACUGUUAAAUGGGCUCUGCAAAAAUGGACAGCUCGAAGAGGCAAUGGAUGUAUUUAGGUCUAUUAAGAGUGCUGGGCUUGAAACUAAUAUUGAAGUUUUCAACACACUCAUUGAUGGGAUGUGCAGAGUUGGUAAAAUAGCUGCAGCGAAGGAACAGUUUGAUGAAAUCUUGAAGAAAGGUAUGGUGCCUCAUAUUGUAACAUAUAACAUAAUGAUCAAUGGCCUCUGCAGGAAUGGGAUGUUGUCGGAGCCCAGUAAAUUGUUCUUGCGGAUGGAAGAGGAGGGUUGCUUCCCAGCUGCCAUUUCAUUUAACAUCAUCAUUCGAGGUUUUCUCCAAGAAAAUGAGAUCACCAAAGCAAUGCAGUUCUUUAAAGAGAUGCGUAAUAAAAAUUUCUUGCCUAAUGAAGCAGUCAGUUUGACAUUACUACACCAUGUGUUGGUGAAUAAACAAUGUCAAACGGCCCUCGAGUCACUUCCUAAUUCUCUUUAG
Messenger RNA from Ilex paraguariensis (yerba mate), 1272 nucleotides. The record is from the annotation of a GenBank genome assembly. Lineage: Eukaryota; Viridiplantae; Streptophyta; Magnoliopsida; Aquifoliales; Aquifoliaceae.